AUGCAACAUCAAACAAAGACGCCCUUUGAAAAAUGGUUCGAUCGGAAACCAGAAAUCAAGCACUUACGCGUGUUCGGUACAGACGCGUACCUUAAUCAGCUGAAGGAAAAACGAAAAAAAUUUGAUAAUAAAMGCAAAAAGGUUCUCGUCGUAGGCUAUGAUGGAGAAUCGUCGAACUAUAGACUUUGGGACACAAAAAUGCGCCAAAUUUACAUCAGUAGCGAUGUAGACUUGAUUGAAAAUAGCCUAAAGAAUCUGGACAAGAAAGACGCAGCUUAUCGAGUUUUGUUUGACUUCGGGAUGGAAGAAAAGAAUGACAAUGAAGAUAAUCAUCAACAUGAUGUUGGUGCUUUGCUCCCGAUCAACAAGUUGUUGAAGUCGGAGAUAAUGAGCAAAACGGCGAUCAACAACAAGAAAAUGAGCGCAUCGACAAUCAACAAGGAAUGCAACUGCGCAACAGAGAGCAACUUAAUCUGA
Dendroctonus ponderosae (mountain pine beetle) is the source of this 477-nucleotide messenger RNA. RefSeq lists its product as uncharacterized. Bases 1 to 477 code for a protein of 158 amino acids. NCBI's taxonomy places the organism in Eukaryota, Metazoa, Arthropoda, Insecta, Coleoptera, Curculionidae. The record is from RefSeq and is a predicted model, not a curated record. The transcript has a single exon.